GACGUUUUUAACGCUUUUUUCAUUCAACAAAACCCAUUCGAACAUUCAUCAUGUCUUCAAAUUCACGCAAGGUGAUAAUCGUCUUCAAGGAUGGUACUCCUCGAGAUGAAGUUAAUAAGGCUGCUGAGGAGAUCAAGUCCAAAGGCGGAAAGAUCACACAGAAAUACACGCUCUUGCUGGGCUUCGCAGCUGAAGUUCCAGAAUUUGAACUUCAGAUGUUGAAUUCUCAUCCUCAUAUUGACUACAUUGAAGAUGAUGGUAUAGUAACCAUCCAAAAAUAAAAAAAAAAUUACUACUGAGAUGCACUAAAACGUAAAUAGCCAACAAUAAACAUAAAACAUCAGAUGACAUCAGGGA
Messenger RNA from Lobosporangium transversale, 357 nucleotides. Its product is annotated as serine proteinase inhibitor IA-1. Gene Ontology annotation, molecular function: endopeptidase inhibitor activity. The coding region runs from base 51 to 281 and encodes 76 amino acids. The transcript has 3 exons. The record is from RefSeq and is a predicted model, not a curated record. NCBI's taxonomy places the organism in Eukaryota, Fungi, Mortierellomycota, Mortierellomycetes, Mortierellales, Mortierellaceae. Gene Ontology annotation, biological process: vacuole fusion, non-autophagic.